Molecule: messenger RNA, 1914 nt
Organism: Candidula unifasciata
Lineage: Eukaryota; Metazoa; Mollusca; Gastropoda; Stylommatophora; Geomitridae
Source: the annotation of a GenBank genome assembly
UUUGUGCACCUAUUUUGUACAGAUCAAAUACAAGCUGUUCGGCGAGCUCUCGACUAUGUCAAGUCUAUACACACAGAAACGUGCAGGGGAGGAACAGGUCAGAAGCUGAUUCUCAACUUUGACCAUAACUCUUGGAUAGACUAUACGCAGCCAGCAACACGGACCGCAAAUUUCCUUAGUUCCAUCAUAGCACUGGAUGGUCAUCUAGACAGAUUUAAUGCCGAUGUCCGAAAUAACGUGCGAGGAAACAGUCUCAUAUAUGGCUCUGCAAUAGCUUUAGAGCCGGGAGUCAUCUCAGAUAAACAGAAAUUCUGUCCCUAUGCCUGUCGAGAUCGUGCCAACGACACAUUGGUAACCUUUGACAUUGCUAACGGAUAUGAUUACCAGACAAACUCCACAGACUGGUAUGAUCUUUUACGAACAGUGUCUACCAGGAACAUAUCGAUGGUCACUGACAAGUUUUCCUCCAAUGGUCACACAGUUCCUAAUCUCUUGAGAUAUCCUGCUGUGACUUAUGGAGAUGGCAAGUGGACGUAUCCAUACUUUGAUUGCGGCGGUGGAAAUAUUUGGAUGUCCACAUACUCGUCACCAAUCUUCUCCUUGUCCAGUGCGGACAAUCUCAGUUUUAGUGGCGUUGCUACAAUAGACAUUGAACUGACAAACCUGAACAUCAAUCAGUGUGAUCUGCAGGACGAUGACGACGUCAAAGUGUUCGACAUCUUCAGAGGUACACACAGUUGUCAGACAACUACUAGUUGUGUUGCACUAAAUGAAGGAUUCACUGCUGGGGCCUAUGUUUGUGAGUGCAAGGACGGCUUUUACUUCCCCAAUGCUUCAGCCAUCCUGAAGGCGUUUAGAGGAAGAGACAUAGAAGAAUAUUUUGAACACACAAACACGAGUUCAUCUGCAUCACAGUUUCAGUGUUUGCCAUGUUCUCGCGGCUGUGAAACAUGUAUAAGCGCAACCCCAUGCCUAUACGAUGUCAGUACCGCUGUUCAGGCGUUGACCAUCAUUAUCAUCGCUGUUAUGAUACUUGGCUGUAGUCUCAUUUCGAUUGUGACAUCCAGAAAUAAAAAGCAGCUGGUCAUUAAAACUGCAAGUCCCAUUUUCCUACAUCUGAUGUGCCUCGGGGCAGUCCUAAUGUGUAGUAGUGUGUUAGUUAUGUUUGGUGAAGCCACAAGUUUGACAUGUACACUACAGAUCUGGCCCUUUCAUGUGGGGUUUACUGUCAUGUACGGAGCACUCUUAAUCAAGACUUGGAGAAUUUCCGAGAUCUUCAGAUCUGGAGGAGCCAGAAAACGUGUUAACUUGCCAGACAAAGCACUGCUACAACGCAUGCUGCCGCUGGUAGUAUGUGUGAUCAUCUACCUGGCCAUAUGGACAGGCAUAGAUCCUCCAGUAGUCGUUACAGAAAAAACAUCUUCAAAUCUGAAGUUUUUCACUUGUAGCAUGUCUUGGUGGACAUAUGUCAUGUAUAGCUUGGAAGCACUACUGCUACUGGCCGGAGUGUACCUCUGCUUCACCGUCAGAAAGGCCCCUGCUCAUUUUAACGAGAGCAAGUUUAUUACAUGGGCUACCUACAAUGCAAUUAUCUUGGGCAGUUUCGUCAUCAUGCUGACUCGCCUUGUGGGUUUGUCAGCGGGUCCAGAUAUAGUGUACAUUUUGAUGAUGGCCCAGCAGCAAGUAUUUGUCACGAUAACAAUGGCACUUAUUUUCACCCCUAAGUUUUGGACAUUAUACAAGGGUGUGAGUGGCGACAGUGUGAUGUAUUCGAAUCAUGUGAUGACGAUAACAGGCAGAAUAAAGCCAACAUUAGCUCCUGUUUCUCCGGUCUAUGGCGGUAGCCUGACAGUGUACAAAUCUGUGGGUGUUCAGUGUCAACCAGAGGACUGUCUUUGGAGCUCAACCUUUCAG